Molecule: messenger RNA, 1062 nt
Organism: Metschnikowia bicuspidata var. bicuspidata NRRL YB-4993
Lineage: Eukaryota; Fungi; Ascomycota; Pichiomycetes; Serinales; Metschnikowiaceae
Gene: STD1
Product: Std1p
Exons: 1
Coding region: 1-1062 (353 amino acids)
Source: RefSeq, a predicted model, not a curated record
AUGUAUGGAUUUCCUGGCUCCCGCGGAAACAGCAGCAACGGCGUGCUGGCGCCCGCCAACUUCAGGGACUCGGCCAGAAACGCCAUUUUCCUGCAGUUGCCCGUGCUGGCGGCGCAGUCCUCGGCCUCGUCCGUGCGCUCGGCUCCCCUGCAAUUUCGACACCUCCAGAACUCGCUGAAACUGCGCCACUCGCUGGCCCUGAGCGUGUUUUCCUGCAGCAGGCGGUCCGUGCGCCUGGCGCCGUCGCUCUACUCGUCGUCCACGGCCACCAUUCCCGAGGACUGCGAGCCCACCACCACCACGGUGGAGCAGCUCAUCAACGACAUUCUCCUCCACGAAAACUUCUGCAAAGAGAAGCUCAUGGAGCGCAAGGCGCUGCUGCAUACCGGCGGCCCUGCCUCGCCACAGCCUGCCGCGUUGCCGGUGGCCGACGACGAGUACGAGGAAAUCAAGAUCUCGUUGGGCAGCGACCUCAACUACCAGAACGUGCCGGAAUCGUUGGUGGACUGGAACCUCAACGUGACGCGCUGCAAGCUCAUGGUCACCGCCAUGCCGCUCGUGUCGUCGUCGCCGGACCUCGUGUACUCGGACCACCUGUUGCCGCAGCUUGUCGGGGACUUGGCGCAGAUCUGCCACGUGGUUCUACUACAGCCCUACAUCACGGACAAGGAGCUCAUCCACACGUUGUACAGCUCCAACUUAUACGUGGAACACAACUUGGACGCGUCGUUCAGGAAGUCCGUGGCGGAGAUCUCGGUCAAGCAGUCCAGGCUCCUCCAGAUCAACCAGCAGCGCAAGCACCUCCCGUCGCCUCCCAUCACGCCGUCCGAGCAGACGUUCUUGGGCUUCAAGUACAAGGAGAUUGCCAUCCGCAACUACUUGGUCAAUCUUGCGGCGGCGGCCACCACUGCCUACGAGUACAAGUUGCAGAGCGACGCCGUGAAAAGAGACCUCAAACGGCUGGCCGACGGCGAGCGCAAGAAGCUCACCAAAGAGGAGAAAAAGGCCCUCUGGGACAGUGUGCGGAUGGACGUCUUUAAGCGGGCCGGCUUGGAAGAGUAG